Messenger RNA from Panicum virgatum (switchgrass), 690 nucleotides. RefSeq lists its product as uncharacterized. The record is from RefSeq and is a predicted model, not a curated record. The transcript is spliced from 2 exons. The coding region runs from base 138 to 374 and encodes 78 amino acids. Lineage: Eukaryota; Viridiplantae; Streptophyta; Magnoliopsida; Poales; Poaceae.
GAGGACUCACCAGUCGCAAACUCAGUCACACAACAGAGCAGAUUGUAGCAGCGGCUGCAACUUCUGAGCUCUGAGGAGAAGGUUAGCAGAAAGCACACAGCUCCGGCAGCUCCUCGACCACUGCCUAGUUAGCUCCCAUGGCCAGCUACUUCGCCGCGCAGCUCAAGGACAUGUUCUUCGUGCUCGUCGAGCGCGUCACGGGCUAUGGCUGGACCACCCAAGCUCAGGAUGGUGCACAAGAGCCCACCAAGUUGACAUCUGAAGCGGUCUCUCCAGCUGAAGAAGAGGCGACCGUGGUGCAGAACAUUCAUAUCCGAGCAAGAAGCAGCGCGGAUCCCGUUGUGUCCAGUGGCACAAAGCCUCAGGUUAACUAGCGUUAUGAAGGGACUAUAGAGCUUGGCUGCAGUCUCUACUGUGCCUGCUUCCAUGGCCUCGAGAAGAUGCCUGCUGGUGUUUUUAACUUUUCAAGCAAGGAUGCGUAUGCGUAUCCCAGUCCUGUUGCGUCAUGCAAUCUGAUCAGAGCGUGUUCGAGUCCUAUAAUUCACUUAGUUUGUAAUCCCUGUCAUGUAUGUUUGUGUCGGCUCAUGGUCGAGCUUGGUAUUAGGUUGUCGGUGUUAUGUUUGCUGAUCAAGCUUGUAGUGUUCCUUCAUAAAGCGUGCAUUAAUAUGUUCGAUCCAUUCUUCAGCUUAA